Messenger RNA from Eublepharis macularius, 3592 nucleotides. RefSeq names its product mitogen-activated protein kinase kinase kinase 19 (gene MAP3K19). Gene Ontology annotation, molecular function: protein kinase activity; ATP binding. Bases 279 to 2960 code for a protein of 893 amino acids. Gene Ontology annotation, biological process: protein phosphorylation. The record is from RefSeq and is a predicted model, not a curated record. The transcript is spliced from 7 exons. Lineage: Eukaryota; Metazoa; Chordata; Lepidosauria; Squamata; Eublepharidae.
GCUAGAAAGUAUAAGGUUUGAACUAUAAAAAUACAGGGAACUCCGCAAUCAAGUCUAGAACACCACUUUGAUGCUGCUUAGGUCCAGUAAAUCUAGGGAACUGUAGCCUGCCUGUAAACCUGGAUUUCUUGACCGCUUGGACUGAUGCUGUUGGGGAAAGCAAAUUUUUGGGAAAACAUCUGGCAUCUGAACAGAGUGGCAGCGAGUCUCUCCACAUGCUGUUGAUAUCACUGGCAAUUAUCACUGGCAGAUGACUUUAACAACAUUGGGUAAAACAUAUGGGUAGCAGAAUGACAGCAGCCCAAGAGUUAAGAAAUACAGAUGUAGAUGCAAGCUGGCCGAACAAAGUCAUAGACCUUUCAUUAGCAAACACCACUCCUAAUGCUUUGAUGGAUUUGGAACAACCAGAAAGCAGUAUUUGUACUACUGGAGACAUGAGGGUGGUAGAAAAUCUCAGUGUCCCUGAAGCUACUAAGAACAACAUCGGUGAAAAGGCUCCUAUCAUCCAUAUUACAGUAUUAGAUUAUGAACUGUCUCAGAUCCCCCAAGCGUUUAGAUACUGUGUACCAAGAAAGAACAGCCCCCCUAGCAUGCCAUCUAACCUGAGCCACAGCUGUAAUGUAUUUUCUCACAAAGAGAAAGAUGGCUGUGAAGUCAAGAGCAGAAAGACUGAGUCUGUUUUAAAACCUGGAACAUGUACCAAGAUGUCUCAAGACUUCAUUAUUCUAGGCAAGAGUUCCAUUCAACAUCAGUCAAAUAAAACAAAAAAUCAAAUUUCUUGUAUUCAAGGACAGUCUUACGAAGAUGCUGGGAUUUCCUUAAAGUUGCAGAAGAAACAAUCUCAGAAGGAGAAAUGCCAUUUUGAUCAGAGGAACCAGAAACCUCCAAAGCAGGUACUUCCCUGUAUUUCCAAAAGCUCUGUUAGCUUAGGAAAAACGAUCACUCCUGUUUCUGUUAGACAAGCACAGUCUACCUUAGAUAUCAAGGAUCUGAACUACAGUGACAUGUUUAAGGAAAUACUUUCCAAUGACAAAGGUCCUGGCAUUUAUGAAAUGUUUGGGACUCCAGUAUACUCCCGUGAGCCAACUGGACAUGAAAAUGGGUGUUGCAGAAAUGUGCGUUCUGCUCCAGCUAGGAGACUCAGAGCUAUAAAGCCUAAAUCUAAUCAUCUCAGUGAGAAGAAGAACAGAGCAAGAAAUACCCAGAGGAGGACGUAUCCUAAACCACACAAGAAUCCUCCUGGCAUUAAACAGAAGCAUAAGGAUUUGAUGCCAAGAGAGGCAUCCGAGCUAGAGGAUAGUAGCCAAGAACAGGGUGAAGGCAUAGGCACUUCCAGCACAGAUGGGCAAAUAAAUACUUCAAGGAAUUCUACAACAUUUUAUGAAGAUGAUGCUCAGCAGCUUCCAGUUUCUACAGAGCUUACACAAUCCGGUAAACCUAAUGAAGUCAUACCUAUUUCCCACUUAGCAGCUAUUGAAGAAACCUCACUCGAACACUCUUCAGAUGUCGGUGAUCAUUGUAUUCCUAGAGUAUUUGUUUCCAGCUUCCAGGAAUUACUUUGGCCACAGGUUAAGGAUCAUGCAAAAUAUGCUUCUUUUUUGAGCAGUGCAAGAGAAAGAAAUGAAAAUAAAAAUCUAAAAAACAGCAAAUGCUUAAAGCACAGAAUAACCGAAGCCCUCAACUGCCAUGUCAAUCAGGAUUUGUGUAGUGAAGAUAAUCAAGAAGUCCCUUCUACAUUUCCUUUGCCAGAGAGAGUACCAAGCUCACCUCGACAAAAUCUCCAGCAUGGAAAUGUUAACUUAGCAAAUGCAUCAGCUAAGUGGACUUGUCAUUCUACAAGCCCCUUUCCCCAGACAUGUGAAAAUAUCCUGAGCUGCACAAACAGUGAAGAAAUAGCAGAGGACUUACUUUGUUGCUUAGCAGCUCAGUUGCUCUCUCUUGAUGAUGCAGAGGCCAGUGAUUCCAGAGCAGUUAUGAAAAAUGAAAACGGUGAAGCACAAAAAGGAUACACCGGGAAUAAAGAAGCCACUGCAACAAAUAAUGCAAAUAAUAAGAAUUGCUGUCCAACUAUCCUGGAGUCCAAUGGGGAAAAUAGAUUUUGCAGUGCAAUAAUAUUUUCAGAAAGCAGUUUAACUAAUGAAGACCCUAUCAUGUGGACCAAAGGUGAAAUCCUUGGAAAAGGUGCCUAUGGCACAGUGUAUUGUGGACUUACAAGCCAGGGGCAAUUAAUAGCUGUGAAACAAGUAGCGCUGGACUCCUGUGAUCAAGCUGAAACUGAAAAGGGAUACCAGAAAUUGCAAGAAGAAGUUGAGAUUUUGAAAACUCUCAAACACAUCAACAUUGUGGGAUACCUGGGGACAUGUUUGAAAGAUAACAUUGUGAGCAUCUUCAUGGAGUUUGUUCCUGGUGGCUCAAUUUCAAGUAUUAUUCACCGUUUUGGACCAUUGCCUGAAAUAGUCUUUUGUAAAUAUACAAGACAAAUUCUUCAUGGAGUUGCAUACCUACAUGAAAACCAUGUGGUACACAGGGAUAUUAAAGGCAACAAUGUCAUGCUUAUGCCAAAUGGUGUGAUCAAGCUCAUAGACUUUGGAUGUGCAAAACGUUUGGCAUGCGUAAGUCUGACUGAUACACAUAGUGACCCACUCAAGUCUGUCCAUGGCACUCCUUACUGGAUGGCACCGGAAGUAAUAAAUGAAUCCGGCUAUGGAAGAAAAUCAGAUGUCUGGAGCAUUGGUUGCACCGUCUUUGAGAUGGCGACAGGAAAACCACCACUGGCAUCCAUGGACAGAAUAGCAGCCAUGUUUUAUAUUGGAGCCCAUAGAGGGCUGAUGCCUCCGAUUCCCAGUCAUUGCUCAAGAAAAGCAGCUGAUUUUGUCCAUGUGUGCUUAACUAGGGACCAGCAUGUGCGGCCUACUGCUCUACAGUUGCUACAGCAUCCCUUUGUGAAGGGAAACCCAUGAACUUUGCAAAGCUUCCUAUCAGAUAUCAAGAUUUUCUACUUACGGAAGGUUAAAUGACUCUAAUUACACCAGCGUUUACCUUUCAGCUUCAGGAUAAACUGGACAAAACUAUGGUUAUUAUCAUAAAGCUACACAUAAUUGUAAUUCAUUAUUAAAUUCUUAUGCAUUUUUGUAUGCGUAAGAUGUAUGAAUCCUUUGAGAUCCUUGACCUCCAUCUGUCCAUUACCUUAACCUUCUCCAUUGUUACUUAACAACCAAAUAGAUUUCCAGGGUAUGAGCUUUUGAGAGUCAAAGCUCCCUUUGUCAGAUAGUUGGUCUUUAAGGUGCUACUGGACCAGAAUCUUGCUCUUCUACUACAGACCAACACGGCCACCCACCUGAAACUCUCUCUCCAUUGUUACUGAUGCAGCAACCCCAAGUUUGGGAACUGGAUGUUUUUAGUAGCAUGUGCCAGUGGGUGAUGUAGUCCACUUGAAAACCCUCAAAAACUGUGUUAAAGGGAAAUCAUCAUGUACCAAGGCAGAGAGAGUUAUCUCAGGUUGAAUUUUGUUGUCAAAGAUUCACCGUGAUUUAUAACAUUGAUGUGGGGGAUUGUAUUUAUACUGAAAUGUCAAAUAAAUCCAACAUAGUUC